AUGGAUGACAUACCGCCGCUAUUCCUUCCGAUUGAUAUUAGUGAAGACGAUGAUUCUUCCUCGAGCGAUAGUAGUUUAAUUUUUUUUUUCCAAAAUCUUAUUAACGAAGCCGCUCAACUGGAAGACACAGGCACUUCUAAAAAAAGGAAAACUGUGCAUCGAGAUCGAGUGAAAUGUCACGACAACCUUAUGAGAGAUUAUUUUGUCGACGAGCCCGUAUUCAACGAAGAUAUUUUUCGUCAAAGGUUUCGUAUGUCCAAAAGGUUGUUUUUAAAAAUUUUGAGUGACGUGCAAGCGAAUAACUCGUGGUUUCAAGACGCCGAGGAUGCUAGUGGUAGGAAGAGUUUUACAUCGAUUCAAAAAGUUACUUCGACGAUUAAGCAACUAGCAACCGGCAACGCUCCAGACGAGUUCGACGAGUAUUUAAAUAUGUCCACAAGGACUUCCCGAGAAAGUCUAUAA
Messenger RNA from Helianthus annuus (common sunflower), 462 nucleotides. RefSeq lists its product as uncharacterized. The transcript has a single exon. Lineage: Eukaryota; Viridiplantae; Streptophyta; Magnoliopsida; Asterales; Asteraceae. The record is from RefSeq and is a predicted model, not a curated record. The coding region runs from base 1 to 462 and encodes 153 amino acids.